Messenger RNA from Canis lupus familiaris (dog), 306 nucleotides. RefSeq names its product GTP-binding nuclear protein Ran-like. NCBI's taxonomy places the organism in Eukaryota, Metazoa, Chordata, Mammalia, Carnivora, Canidae. Gene Ontology annotation, cellular component: nucleus; cytoplasm. The record is from RefSeq and is a predicted model, not a curated record. Gene Ontology annotation, molecular function: GTPase activity; GTP binding. Gene Ontology annotation, biological process: ribosomal subunit export from nucleus; protein import into nucleus. The transcript has a single exon. Bases 1 to 306 code for a protein of 101 amino acids.
AUGUUUGAUAUAACAACAAGGAUUACAUCAAGGCAUAGAGAUCUGGUUCAAGUAUGUGAAGACAUCCCUAUUGCACUGUGUGGCAACAAAGUAGACAUUAAGGACAGAAAAGUUAAGGCAAAAUCGAUUGUCUUCCACCAAAAGAAGAACCUUCAGUACUAUGACAUUUCUGCCAAAACUUUGAAAGGCUCCUUCCUGUGGCUUGCUAUAAAACUAACUGGAGACCCUAACUUGGAGUUUAUCACCGUGCCUCCUCUUGCCCCACCAGACAUUGUCAUCCACCCUGCUCUGGUAGCACAGUGUUAG